This is a messenger RNA of Oncorhynchus gorbuscha (pink salmon), 2466 nucleotides long. It is a transcript of the gene plvapb, whose product is annotated as plasmalemma vesicle associated protein b. Gene Ontology annotation, cellular component: caveola. Gene Ontology annotation, biological process: positive regulation of cellular extravasation; regulation of vascular permeability. Lineage: Eukaryota; Metazoa; Chordata; Actinopteri; Salmoniformes; Salmonidae. The record is from RefSeq and is a predicted model, not a curated record. The coding region runs from base 791 to 2089 and encodes 432 amino acids. The transcript has 6 exons.
GUCACUGUGAGAAGCCUGAGCUGGUGUCUGGGAGGGGUGAGAGAGAGGAAGAAUACACAGAGCCUGGUCUGGUGUCUGGGAGGCAACGUAUCUCCCAACAUGAUAUCUCAACCUCAUUUCUAAUAUUUAUUUUGUCAUGCUUUUUUAUUUUCAAAUGAAAUGACUGGUAUCUCAGCUCCUAUUGGGUUGACAUAAAACAAUAAGAUAGAUGUUCACAGUAACAUACCAAGAUAGAUAGAUCAGUCCUUCAGCCAUGCACCAUCUGCAAAUAACUCAUGACAUUACUAUAUGGAUUUGAUAUGUCUAUGUACAUUGUCGUUUUAUUUCAAUAUAUUUGAUAUGUUAUGCUGUGAUGAUAGUCUCUGACGGUUGUAGGAUGGCUGUGCAGUGCUAGUGAUGUGAAAGUGAUGUCAGCCCAGACGUCCCUGCUGACCGCAGGGCAGGGUGAAGUUAUGAUAACCUCUGGAGCGGAGCGCUGGCUGGGCCGGGCUACCCAGGGGCCAGGGGAGGGCCAGGAAGGAGUCACAGUGUAGGAAGUGUGCCUCCGCGUUUAUAAACAUGGUCCUCAGGGUCACCCUUUACAUAGAUACAGGACUACUGACAAAGAGAAUUUGACUCUGGUUCGUUUUAAACAUUAGUAACCUAAGAGUUUACUCAUUUUGAGGCUUCAGCACUUUUUGAGAGAGCACCAAGAGAGCUUUUUGAAGGAGGGAAAUUCCCCUGAGAAACCAAAGAGACCUCCAUUAACUUUUCAAUACCCUCUUCUUGACCACACCGACAUCCAGCAGACAUGUACAGUGGCAACAGCUACUCACAGGCCAAGUUUGGUCUGGAGGCCAAGGACAUCCACAAGGCAAAGGGAAAGAGCUGCAGCUAUUACAUGAGGGUGGUCUUCUUCUUCUCCUCUCUGAUCCAGUCCCUCAUCAUCGUGAGCCUGGUGCUGUUCCUGGUCUACGGCCAGCCAGAGAAGUCUGCUGAAGAGAGGAGGGUAGAGGAGCUGGAGCAGAGUUUGAACAGGAUCAGCGAGAACAACAUUAACCUGAGGAAGGAUAAAGCUGACCUGGGAGCUGCGCUGGGGGCCAGGAAGGCUGAGAAGACAGCCCUGGAGGGAGAGGUGGCCAUGAUAAAGAAAGCAGCGAAUGCCUCCGGGGAGCAGAUCAGAGCCCUCAUACUGAAAGCGAGCCAGUGUGAAACAGACAAGAAGAAGCUCGAGAUGAGCCGUGCUGCCCAAGUCCGGGGACCCACCACCCCUUUAAUCUUUGCCACUCCUAACACUGAGGUAAAAACCCUCCAGUCUCUGAACUCCCAGCAGGCAGCAAUGAUCAAACUGAUCGAAGCCAACUUCACCCAGACCAGCCAGUACAUCCGCAUCGAGAGGGACAACGCCAUCAAGGACCGUGACGCCCACAACCUUGAGACCAUCUCUAUGCGGAGGGAGAACAUCAACCUGAAGGAACACCUGAAACUCUACACCCAGAAGUGUAAAGAGGACUUUGCCAAGUCUCUGGAGGGAAUCCAAAUGGUGACCAGUAACUUCCUGGUGCGCAUCAACAACCUGUUCCCUCACUCCAUGACCUUUCACCUGACCUGUGAGAAGCAGACAGAGCAGAUGGAGAACAUCAGGGCCAGAUGCUCCAACCUGUCUAAGGAGGUUGAGGACAAAUUCCAGAGAUACCUGGACAACGUGGGGAACAAGGUGGCAAACAUCCAGGUCCAGUCCAGUCGCCUGGAGGUCCAGAACAGCCAUCUGACCCUUGACCUCCAGCAGUGUGUCCAAAACCGCAGCGUGACGGCGGCGGAGGGCAGCAGGCUGCUGUUAGAGAUCCGGGAGAACCACGACAGGCAGGUAGAGAGACUGCUGAAGGAACAGAACCGGCUGAGGGAGGAGAAGAGCCUGCAGGGAGAGAGACUGAUUCUGAGGGAGGCUGAGGUCAAAACACUCAACGGGAAUGUCGAGUCACUCACCACCGCUCUAACCAACUGUAACCCUAAGCUCACCGGCCAAAAGCCUCUCGGACUGAUGUCAGCCUUGAAGGGGGGGCCAUCCAUUGCAGCACCAGUGAUCAGUAAACCCCACAUGGCGAGGUGAGGAGAGACGGGUGUGAGGAAGAUGCCCCACUCACACAGCUCUACCUAGGCCAUGACCGAGUGAGAAAAUGAAGGCACUUACUGUUAUGGUCCCUGGAGAAUUGGGUGUGAUGCCUUUCAGUGAUCAAUGUGUGCUCUUAGACCUUAAAAUGUCCAUGUGUAAAUACUACAGACACUAUAGGUUGUAUCUACUGUCCUACAUCAUGUACACUGAACAAAAAUAUAAUUGCAACAUGUGAAGGUGUCGUUGCCAUUUUUCAUGAGCUGAAAUAAAAGAUCUCAGAAAUGUUCCAUACGAACAAAAAAACGUAUUUCUCUCAAAUUGAGCACAAAUUUGUUUACAUCCCUGUUAGUGAGCUUUUCCCAUUUGCCAAGAUA